AUGGAUGAGCAUCCAGCGCACUACGCUGAGGUGUUUGAUAUUGUCCUGUACAAUUCUGCCGACCUGCCGCUUCGUUCGACUCGCGUCUUUGGCCAACGCACACACAUCUGGGCGAAUGUGGAUGCCACCCAGGCCGCGUACCUGGAGAUUCAGGGCGUCUCUGAUCGUGCUGUGCAGCUCGCACUUGAUCGCGUCCGUGUCAUUGGCGGCUUUGAGCGCGAUUGUCUCCCUCUUGUGUCGUUUGAUCUGGCAUAUCUUGCCAACGACAUUCGCUUGGCUGGCGAGGUGGUCCACGUCUCGAAUGCAUCACUGGGCGCUUCCGUUUUGGCCUCCAGUCCACAGAAUUACCUGGUGUACUCGGUGCUUUCUGACUGGCACCCAGCUAGUACGAGCUCACUGCCGCAGCUCAAUUCAGCCGCCAUCGCACAGCUCGACAUCACCAACAGCGACAACCAGCAGCGGGUUGUCACGGAUGCAUCCUUUGAGUCGGCACUCGAUGAUUUGGUGGCUUCGUGGCUGAAUGGUGAUCUUGCCAACAACGGACUCGCUCUCCGCCUCGACCUGGACCAAGUCGGUGUUCAACAUGCAAUUAUUCAAUGCUAUGAGCGCACCCACAGCGACAACGGACAGCCUCAAUACAUUGUCGUGGACGAUUCGUUCUUUUUCCGAGGCGCGGCAAUCGACGCUUCAAUGCUUGCACAACACUGGCAGUAG
This is a messenger RNA of Capsaspora owczarzaki ATCC 30864, 714 nucleotides long. RefSeq lists its product as hypothetical. Bases 1 to 714 code for a protein of 237 amino acids. The transcript is spliced from 3 exons. The record is from RefSeq and is a predicted model, not a curated record. NCBI's taxonomy places the organism in Eukaryota, Filasterea, Ministeriida, Capsasporidae.